Messenger RNA from Trachymyrmex cornetzi, 1778 nucleotides. It is a transcript of the gene bc10, whose product is annotated as BLCAP apoptosis inducing factor bc10. The record is from RefSeq and is a predicted model, not a curated record. Lineage: Eukaryota; Metazoa; Arthropoda; Insecta; Hymenoptera; Formicidae. The transcript has 2 exons. The coding region runs from base 283 to 525 and encodes 80 amino acids.
CGACGUCACAUGUGCGUAUAGUUUAAUCCGUGGUUGUCAAGUAGUCUUCUAAUUGUGCAAAAUUGUUGGUAUAUCGGCUGUGAGCUGUGAUCGGCUGAUCGUAUAGGAUCGAUGACGAACAUGCACGUUCGAUGUUAAAGGAUGAUGAUGAAUUGACUCGUAUGCGAGUGAUGAUGCUUCCAAAUGAGGUCCUGUCGUAGAUGAGAUAAUCAUCCGACGUGAAAGAAACGUCACGAUACUCUGACGAGCGUAACUCUUACCAUCCCAUACGAUCCAGAGAAAAUGUAUUGCCUACAGUGGCUGAUCCCGGUGCUGCUGAUACCGAAACCCGUGAACCCAGCGCUGCUGCAAACUCACGUCAUGUUCAUGGCACUUUAUCUGAUUGGCUUCUUCCUGGAGCGCAAGCCCUGCACUAUUUGCAGUCUCGUGUUCCUCGCCGCUGUCUUCCUCAUUUGUUACAGUGGAAUAGGCAAUUGCCUGCUCUGGAGCACAAAUUGUGACACAGUAAGAUGCGACAAUGGCUAAGAUCAUGUCAACUGUGUUUAACUUGAUAAUAUUUAGAGAAUUAUCCCCUUGUCAAAUUUUUCCAUUACGUGUACACACGAGUGAAUUUUUGCCAAUCUCUUCCUCUUUCUCUCCAUACUCUGGCAUAAUACACGAAAAUAGCUUUUCAAUCUGUAUUUUGCUAGCAUCUGUUUUGUCCGUAUUGUGAAAGCGAUGCCUUUAGUGUUUAGGUUUAACAAGAUUAGCUUUUCAAAUUAUCGAAAUUUUAGUCUAACGUUCUAUAACGUCAUGUUUUAUUGAACAUUUUCAUGCUGAAUUUAUGUAGAGUUAAAAUUUUGAAAUUUUGAAUAAGCAAAAAUGUGAUACGAUGUAUUUGAUGAGAUUCAUAUAUAGUUUGAGUUUGGUCACAACUGUUGACUGAAGUCAAGUAAAUUUCCAGAUUAUAGCAUUAUGUAGUCUUUUUUUGUUAAUAUAUAUUAUAUAAUAGAUGCAAAUUUCAUAUAUUAAUUAUAAUACAUUUGCUACAACAGAAUAAAACAAAAAUUGAAGCUUAUACAGGCAACGGCAUAUUCCUUUAUAUUUAUCCAUAGUUUCUAAAGGCAAUUUUUAUUCCAAUCUCUUGAAUAUGAUUCUAAAUAAUGUUUUUCCAAUUAGAAUCCAAUAUUCUUCCUUAUGCAUUAUGCAUUAAAAAAAUACAUAUAACAAUUACAUAGAGUUGCAAUUCUUAUUUUGUUAAAAUUACUUGCAUCAAACAAUAUAUCAAAUGCUUAUUGAUGUCAGAUGCAAAAUGAACAUAAUUUUUUAAAUACUUUAACCAAACACUCUUAACAGGGUUUUAUAUAUUCACACAAUAUGUACAAUGCUCUUGGUAUCAAAGUGACACGCAUACGGAAACUGAAGCAUCUCGAAAUUUAAAAUGUUAUCAUUUAGUAAAAACAUGAAAAUUUGGCAAGUUGUUUAUCUAUAUAGAACUAAUUAGAAAAUGUCGAUUGAUUUAAAAUAAUAAAAAUUGAAAUAUUGUAGCGCGCAAAUAUUAUAAAAUUUAGCUAAGCGAGUGUUAUAUGAGACUAAAAUUUCUCAAAUUAAGUACUUGUCAAAUCUGCUCUAACUAAAAUAUAGUGUGUAGAAUUAAAAUUCAAUGUGAAGUAUGUCUUUUGUAUUGCUGGUUUGGUUUUAUGUUGUCAGAAGUAUAAAUCGUAUUUAUUUUUUAAUUUGUAUGCCUCAUAAAAAGAUUUAAGUGAGAUACAAAUUCUGUGCUAUAUUUAUGAUUGUAA